GCAGGAGUAAGAGACUCGGCUGACCAGGAAGUGAGAGCGGAGACUGGAGAGGACGGACCUAGCCCGGCGGUAGGAGAAAGAUCCAUGAGCUGUGCCUCUUUUAUGUCCUCAGGCUAGGGGAAACACCUGAACAUGUGGAAUCCCAGUGCUGGCUACCAAGGGCCAAACCCAUGUCCACCAAACCCUGAGUGCUCUGGAGGUUCCCAUCCUGUGUGUCCACCACAUCCAUCAGCUGUCAAUCCAGCCUUUCCUCCUGGCACGUGCCCCCCUCCCCCGGGGAAUCCAGCUUUCCCUCCAUGUGGGCCAGGUUAUCCUGUGCCCCAGCCAGGGUGUCCAAGACCACAUCCCUCAGGUCCCUAUCCUCCUCCAUGCCCCCCGCCGGCCCCUGGCAUGCAUCCUGUGAACCCUAUGGCCCCUGGCAUGGUGUGCCCAGGGAUGGUGAUGGACAAGAAGAUGAGGAAGAAAAUGAAGAAAGCUCAUAAAAAGGCACACAAACACCACAAGCAUGGCAAGCAUUCCUCCUCUUCCUCCUCUUCCAGCAGUGACUCUGAUUGAACACAGGGCCUGGACCCUGGACCCUGGACCCUCCCCUCGAGUCUCACCAGUCCUGCUCUCCCAUCAAGCUUCAGCUGCUGCGCAUUGUACUGGGGGAGAUUAGCCCUCUCCGCCCCACCCCGCCUUCCCCUGCUGGUCACCCCUGGUCCCUAGGGACUUGGGAAUAGGUCUGCCCUGGGAUAGCAAAGCCCAUCUUCUCCCUGCUUGAUAGAUCUAAGGCUGAGCUAAAUGCUGAAAAUAAGCUUACUAUCUGUAAAAUGUGAUUUUUUUUGCACUUUCUUUUGUAAUAUUAAUGAUGGGGGGGUGGGGGAAA
Molecule: messenger RNA, 868 nt
Organism: Fukomys damarensis (Damara mole-rat)
Lineage: Eukaryota; Metazoa; Chordata; Mammalia; Rodentia; Bathyergidae
Gene: Prr13
Product: proline rich 13
Exons: 4
Coding region: 133-555 (140 amino acids)
Cellular component (GO): nucleoplasm
Source: RefSeq, a predicted model, not a curated record